Molecule: messenger RNA, 9546 nt
Organism: Coregonus sp. 'balchen'
Lineage: Eukaryota; Metazoa; Chordata; Actinopteri; Salmoniformes; Salmonidae
Source: the annotation of a GenBank genome assembly
UGCGCAAACAUUGAAGAGAGUGACUGUCAGGCAGUUUUGAGGGGAGAAAAAAACGAAUCGAUGGACCUCAACCUUGGACCCAGUCAAAAUGUAGGCUACCCACAAUUAAUGCCUAACCAACAAUGAGGAGGUGGACACGAAGAGAGGUGAGUUGGGUAGAAAAUACAUUUUUACAAAUGUGCUGUUUGUGGUGCAUCAUGGUGGGUCGCGCGCGGUGUCAGUAAACCCAGUCCCUCACUCUGUUUCAGAGAGCUCAACCGUCGGAUUAAAACUGGUCGUUAACUGGUCGUUAUUAACAUGGUCAUCGAGAAUAGUGCUGUUCUGGGAUGUAUAUGAUCGUUUUAAUAAAAUUAAGUUUAUAGAAAUUGUAGGCUACCUACCAAUCUUGGAUGUGAUGACCUCAAUAACACCUCCGAUGGUAAAUUACAAUUUAACAUCAAUACACAUAGGCUAUCUUUUAGUCUAUUAAUUAUUGUAAAAACUGCAAACAUGGUCGAGUCUGUGUAACUAAUUUGUAACCAAUGUGGAUAGUUGUUGCGCUGCGCUGCACAUAGUGGUGACCCAGUUGGCCAGAUGUAAAUCCGUGCAGCUCUUGUUCUUAUUUGUGUCACUGAAUUAGGCUAUAAGGGCACAGUAGGGGUGCAUUGAAGAUGGAACGAAAAGUUUCAACAACACCUUGGGUUGGGAGAAAACAUAUUGAAAUUAACUGCAUUCAUAAUAUAAAAAAGAUAGGUACAUUUGCCCUGGUCACAGCUAGGGCACCAGUGGAUUUAGGGGGUCGACCUCUGUCAGGGCUGCUCUAUUAGCUGAGCUAUAUCUCUUUCAAUUUUGAGGGAAGAAAUCCCUUUAUUUUAUUCCAGAAUGUAUAGCCUAAAUCAGUGGUUCCCAACCUUUUUCAGUUACUGUACCACCAACUGAAUUUUGCUCUGUCGGGAGUACCCCUGCCUGAAGUACACCCUAUGUGCAUUUUACCAGUAGGCCUAUGGUCCCAUGAGUCUUCACAAGUAUCCCAUAGGGAUAGGCCAAGUACCCCCAGGGGUCCUUGUACCCCUGGUUGGGAACCACUGGCCUAAAUGAGCAUGCUGCACAUGCUUGGAAUAGCAAUGGAUAGGCUAUUGUCAUUCACCCUCUCAAUUGUAUGCAUUCCCUAGUAGAAUAGUGCCUUUUUGUCUACAGUCAAGUAUUGUUUUUCCCUCAUGUCAAUCCCUGCUGAGUGCCUCUUUUCCAACAGUCACAGGAAGACAGGUGGCCUGUCAUGUUGUCAUAUUUCUGUCAUGUCAAAGGCUUCCUUUGGCUGUUUGAAAUUAUAUCUGCCUUAUUCACUGUCACGCAAAAGCUAUGCUCUCCGCUGCGCUCUCAUGCAGGAUUAAACUAGUCAUCUUGUCCCACAUUUUAUAUAAUCUUAUGAAUCCUGGCUUUGGCCAACAAAUAUUUUUUACAUUUGUAGACUAUAUUUCAGUUGUAGCCAGAGACAGCUAUAUUCUACCAAUGAUUUUUGCUGCCUAUUGAACUGUUAAACAGAAUUGAAAUCUUUCUCUAGUUUUGGUGGAUGCAAAUGAGCUUGUGAUGGCAUGGUGAAGGGAAUGACUGUAACAGCUGGGAUAGACAGCAUUCAGAAUAAUGCUGAGAUGUGAUGAAGUCUGAUUGUGAUUAUAGAACUCCUGUAUGAUUCCUUUUUUGAAUUCCCUGUAAUUUAGAUAACCAGCUUGGUCAAAGACAGAGCCUGAAGAGGACUCCAUGGACACCUGUUCUGGCACAUUACACAUCACACUGGAGAUGGACUGAACCCAAAUAUUCUCAGCCAACACUUUCUCUGCACUAUAGACAUCACCUCAUCUGACAUGAUCAAAGCUCUAAAUACAGACGCUGCGACGGCCAGUGGAUGGAUUAAUGCCAGCGAGACUGAGUUCCCUGUGUGGACCGGUUGUAGUCCAUGCUAACCAUGGGCAGUGAGCCGCCACAAGCCGUUGCCCGGCUGUUUGCCUGGGUAAACGGCAUGUCCAAGUGUGAGCUGAUUGAGCUGAAAGACCUCAGCCUGAAUGAUCGCAUUGAGCUGGCACCAGACCCACCAGCCUCUCUGCCCCCAGCAGCGCCCCUGACACCCAGGCAGGUGAGGGCUCCGGAGAGGCCCAGCCAGGUGGUCCGGCUGGUGGGGGACAGUGUGAGUGUUGAGGGGCCCUCGUGGUUCACAGGGCAGGUUGGAAAGGGACAUGACUUCCAGCCCUGCAGCUACACCCAGAUCACCUGGUGCGACCUGUGUGGUGAAUUCAUCUGGGGCCUUUACAAACAGAGCCUGAGCUGUGCUAGUGAGUACCAACCGUGUGUGUGUGUGUGUGUGUUUGUAUGUGUACGUGUGUAUGAUCACUGUAUGUGUUUUCAGGGUUUGGGAGUAACUGAUUACAUGCAAAAAUAUUGUAAUCAGAUUCCAGAUAUUUUUGAAAAACUAGAUGAUAGCGUAGGGGACCACAUGAGCAUGGGAAAAAGUUUAUUCCAAAAGAGUCGUUGGACUGCAUGCAUUUCUGUGUUGUGUAUUUUGUCAAUCAAUAAGGAAUCUGCAGCAUCAGUCAAAUGUAUAUGAGUUAAAUAUGUGUACUGUCGUGGACAAAAGUUUUGAGAAUGACACAAGUAUUGGUCUUCACAAAGUUCGCUGCUUCAGUGUUAUGAUAUAUUUUUGUCAGAUGUUACUAUUGUAUACUGAAGUAUAAUUACAAGCAUUCCAUAAGUGUCAAAGGCUUUUAUUGACAAUUACAUUAAGCUUAUGCAAAGAGUCAAUAUUUGAAGUGUUGACCCUUCUUUUUCAAGACCUCUGCAAUCCACCCUGGCAUGCUGUCAAUUAACUUCUGGGCCACAUCCUGACUGAUGGCAGCCCAUUCUUGCAUAAUCAAUGCUUGGAGUUUGUCAGAAUUUUUGGGUUUUUGUUUGUCCACCUGCCUCUUGAGGAUCGACCACAAGUUCUCAAUGGGAUUAAGGUCUGGGGAGUUUCCUGGCCAUGGACCCAACAUUUCAAUGUUUUAUUCCCCGAGCCACUUAGUUAUCACUUUUGCCUUAUGGCAAGGUGCUCCAUCAUGCUGGAAAAGGCCAUCCUCCAAAAGUCUUCGCCUCACUGUGCGUGCAGAUGCACUCACACCUGCCUGCUGCCAUUCCUGAGCAAGCUCUGCACUGGUGGUGCCCCGAUCCCGCAGCUGAAUUAACUUUAGGAGACGGUCCUGGCACUUGCUGGACUUUCAACAAUAGAACCUCUCUCCUUGAAGUUCUUGAUGAUCCGAUAAAUGGUUGAUUUAGGUGCAAUCUUACUAGCAGCAAUGUCCUUGCCUGUGAAGCCCUUUUUGUGCAAAGCAAUCAUGACGGCACGUGUUUCCUUGCAGGUAACCAUGAUUAACAGAUGAAGAACAAUGAUUUCAAGCACCACCCUCCUUUUAAAGCUUCCAGUCUGUCAUUCUAACUCAAUCAGCAUGACAGAGUGAUCUCCAGCCUUGUCCUCGUCAACACUCUCACCUGUAAUAACGAGAGAAUCACUGACAUGAUGGCAGCUGGUCCUUUUGUGGCAGGGCUGAAAUGCUGUGGAAAUGUUUUUGGGGGGAUUAAGUUCAUUUUCAUGGCAAAGAGGGACUUUGCAAUUAAUUGCAAUUCAUCUGAUCACUCUUCAUGACAUUCUGGAGUAUAUGCAAAUUGCCAUCAUCAAAACUGAGGCAGCAGACUUUGUGAAAAUUAGUAUUUGUGUCAUUCUCAAAACUUUUGACCACGACUGUAGGUACUAUGGGGCUGAGCCACUCAUUCAUUAGUCUCGAUUGCCAGUGCUACUAAUGGGCUCCAGGCUGUAGUUUCCCUUCGGUAGAGAUCUAGAAUCAGCUUUCGUUCCCCGAAUUCCCCGAAAUGUCAUAGACUACAGAUUGCAAGAACAUAUCACUUUGGGGUCAUAUGUUAACAGAAUGUGUUAUUUACCCUAUUAAACACAAAAAAUAUGUUUCAAGUGAGAAUCAGGCAGGUCUGAUGCCAAAAAAUAAAGGAAAUGAUUGCCUACUUAACCCAUAUUUUAUUUGUAGUUCCAGUAGGUAGCUACACCGCUACAUGGCAAAAAAGUAAUUAACUACUGAAAACGCUACCUAGAUUUAAUUUUAGUUCAACUACUACCAAGCUACUGCAAAAUGUAGUUAAAUUCACUACUCCCCAACACUGACCCUACAACACCGAAGAGACUCCUCAUUCAUAGUUGAUGUGGUGGACAGAAUCAACAACAAGGGGCAGUGAAGACCUACAUUUGCUGUGCUGCUGCUGACCCCAAUACCACAUGAUAAUGAGAAAGCUGGGAGGGUGAAAUCAGUUAACAUAACACCUUAGUUUCCAUGCACAAGAUGAAUGAUGAUUGGCAGAAUAAACACAUUUGAGGCAAAUGGUUUAUUCAAAAUGUGUGAAUGGUAAAUGUGACCCAUCCCCCCCCCCCCUCUCUCUCUCUCUCCCUCUCUCCCUGUCUGUCUUCUCUCUCUCUUAAUUCAAUUUCAAUUUCAAUUUAAGGGCUUUAUUGGCAUGGGAAACAUAUGUUAACAUUGCCAAAGCAAGUGAAGUAGAUAGUAAACAAAAGUGAAAUAAACAUUAACAGCACACAUUACACUCAGAAGUUCCAUAUAUACAGUGUUGUAACAAUGUUUAAAUAAUUAAAUAACAAAUGGGAAAAUAAAUGGGAAAAUAAAUAAACAUAAAUAUGGGUUAUAUUUACAAUUGUGUUUGUUCUUCACUGGUUGCCCUUUUCUCUCUCUCUCUCUCUCUCUCUCUCUCUCUCUCUCUCUCUCUCUCUCUCUCUCUCUCUCUCUCUCUCUCUCUCUCUCUCUCUCUCUCUCUCUCUCUCUCUCUCUCUCUCUUCCCAAAGACUGCAGUUACACCUGUCACUUCCAAUGUCGACCGUUUAUCCAGUUGGAUUGCAGCACAGAUAGUAGACUCCUCACUACCGACCAAACAGAUGUUUCUGAAGACACUGUAGAGACAGACACUAACGUGGAUGUGGUAAGUAAGAUAUACGUUUCGUUAGGUGUUGCAGUGUGUCUCUAUUGUUUUUCAGUUUCCUUUCCAUUGUAAAUGUUAUUUUAACAAAGGAGAGGGAAUUCAUGAAGAACAUAAUAUAUAGCCUGCAGUUAGUAGAAGGGGUAGAAGGGCGUACAACAUGUUGUGUUUGUGUAUUGCAGAGAUAAACCAAGGUCCAAGGUCUGUACUAAUCCAACAGAACACGUUCUUGUGUAUUUGUCUGUCUGUGUGUGUGUGUGUGUGUGUGUGUGUGUGUGUGUGUGUGUGUGUGUGUGUGUGUGUGUGUGUGUGUGUGUGUGUGUGUGUGUGUGUCUGUCUGUGCGUGUGUGUGCAUUUGGGGUCCCAUCUUUGGGGGACUGGGGGGUGGGGUAAUUGGGAUGGGGACUCAUAGAUCGUCUAGGCCUACUGCUUUUAGAGCCUAUAGUCUCAGAGUGCCAUAUGCUCACAGAGAUAGAGAUUUUAUUACCUACCUCCUGAGACUGCCUGCCAGGACCGCCAGAGCCUCCUCAAGCAAUUUAGGAGAGGGGUGGAGAGGAGGAUGUUGCUUAGCAACGUCACAAUAAAACAGCUGUUCAACUUUUGAACCACAGAAAAUCUAUCCUUACAUGCAUAAAGCAUCAAAUAAUAAAGUCAACACAUUUUAAUAUAUUAUUCAACAGGUCUGUUCUGCUACAUCCUUUUCUAGGCCUAUGUAUAGGCUAGUCUCCUCUUGACAGCACAGGAGCCAGAACAGUCCUAUGUGUUAGUUGUAGUUUGACUAUUGUUGUUUUUUGUGGUGAGGUCUGGACAAUGGCCAUAUGAGCAAUUGCUGUCACAGCUGGACUUUCCACUUGCUAAAUGUUUCACUGGAAACAAGGAGGGGCUUGCGCUUAUGGUAGCAGUAGGGGGAGGGGCUAGACGCUUAUUCAGUCCGUUAAUUUCACGGUCUGGAAGGGGCAAUGGGUGGGACUCAAGAACCACAUAGGACUCCCCAUCAAUUCUAAAUAAUGUGAGGGACUGAUAUAACGGGACGAGUAGAGUAGUAGUAGGAAUGGUAGAAUAUUAGAAUGUGUAGUGAAGAGUUUAUGGUUAAAUGUACCUGUUCAAAGUUUUUCUUGAGUGGAUAAAGUUAAUUAAUUAAUUAGCUAGGCUAUGAUUGUGAGCACUGAUGACAAUUGGUGAGGGAUCCACAAAUACGUUAACAUUGUAAUAUAGAGAUAUGGCGUUAAAAGAGGCAAUGGAAAAGACCCCAUCAUUUGAGAUGACUUGGGGCAGCACGACCAGCAGCGGAUAUUGUAGCCAGGAUGACUCGGACUCGGAGCUGGAGCAAUUUUUUACAGCCCGCACAUCGUUCUUUAUCAAAGUCCAAAGGAAAAUGGUGAGGCGUCCGUGGCAAUAAAAAAAAACUCUGAGAAGUCUGGUCUAUGAAGUUGAUAAGAUAACAUACUGUCCCCCCCCAAAAAAAAUAUUUGCCUUUAUUUUCUAAUGACUAUGUAGCCUAAACGUUUGUGCAAUGUCUUUGUUGAUAGUCUUCAUAGCCUGUUGUCAAAAUAAUGUCGUUUCUUUAGUUCUGAGUGUAGCUCGCCUAAUAUGAUUUUCUACAUGUACAUGUUAGCCUACUUUGUGUAAUACAGUGACUUAAACAGAUGUUAAUGAAUCUUAAGAGAAGGGGGAUAUGGCUUUUGUCCCAUAGGUUUUGUCCUCUCCAAUUAUUUGAAUAAUGGAUGUGUUUAUCAAAUCAAAUUGUAUUUGUCACAUGCGCCAAAUACAACAGGUGUAGACUUUACCGUUAAAUGCUUACUUACGAGCCCUUUCCCAAAAAUGCAGAGUAAAAAAGUUUAAAAUAAUAAUAAUAAUUAGCAAAUAAGAAGAAAAAAAAGGAAACAGUAAUACAAUAAGAUAACAAUAACGAGGCUAUAUACAAGGACUACCGGUACCGAGUCGUGCAGGGGUACGAGGUAGUUGAGGUAAUUUAGGUAAUAUGUACAUGUAACAUAUUCAUAUUAAUUCCGCGCUGAGUAAUAGGCUACCACUUAAAUAAAUUAACUACAAUUGUUUCAAGCUGUACAGUUUUCAGCUUAUUUGCAUAAUGUCAUGUCAUGGCCAAUGGCCUACAACAGUCUCAAAUGUACCCUAUGGCUAUCUACUAGGCUAUUACAUAUGUUGUCAAACUAUUGCCAUUUGAUGCAAGAAAGUAACACAUUCACAUAAACUCUCUGUUACUCUACAGAGUUGUGUCAGGUAAUAUGCAUAUUUGUGCAAAUGGGGUGCUUACAAAGCUCCACACUGUCCCAUUUGUAAAUGGCUGUUUUUCCAGCUGGGAAUUAUUCAGUUUUUGCAUGACACACUUUGGAAAAUUGGUACAAAGAGAUAUUGUGCUGCUGUGUGGAAAUUCUUAAUAUGGUGGUUGGAACUGGCAGAUAUAUAACACCAAAGCCUAUAUUUAACCUUUGUGUGUGUGUGGUGUGUGUGUGUGUGUGUGUGUGUGUGUGUGUGUCCUCACUGACUUCCUGUCCUCUGUCCUUGUUGAAGGCGGGGUUUCCUGAUGUUCUUGCUAGUUGGGCUUGGUAGGGAGGGGGGUUGAGAGAGCAAGGCUGGACACAGCUUCCUGCUUGAUGCAUCUGGCUUUAAACCCAAGGGAGUGAACUCGCUGAUUACUGUACAGAAAGAGAGGUUGUGUUAUGGGAAAACUUUAUGCUAGAGGACAUAGGCUACUCUACUAUUGUAAUACAGUACCAUGCACUAGCUACUGUACGCAGAAGGGACAUAGUCCACGUUGACUUACAACAUGGCUAAACCAUAUUUUGGAGAGACUUAAUCGAAAUAACUUGUUUCAUUAAAAAACUGUUUGGGAGAUGAUAAAGCAGGUGUGUGAUACAGCUUUAGAAAAACAAGUAGUCUCUCUGCUGACAUCUUGUGGUUGGAUAGUCAGUGAGCCUACACACAGACCAUAGACUAUAGGUCCUAGGAGAUCGGUUUUGAAACUCAUCUUCCUCCUCUAUUUAAGAUUGAACCUAUUGACUGGGGGAAACAAGUGCUGUCUGUCGGUGACAUCCAGCAGAAAGUGAAGGAAUAUAAUGCUCAGAUCAACAGCAAUCUCUACAUGGUGCUGGUAAGUGAUUGUAGUUGCAUGCACACACAUACACAAAUGUACACAACAACAGAUGUACAUGUAACAGUGUUGCUUCCGUCCCUCUCCUCGCCCCUACCUGGGCUUGAACCAGGGACCCUCUGCACACAUCGACAACAGUCACACUCGAAGCACCGUUACCCGUCGCUCCACAAAAGCCGCGGCCCUUGCAGAGCAAGGGAAACAACUACUUCAAGGUCUCCAGAGCGAUUGACGUCACCGAUUGAAACGCUACUAGUGCGCACCGCUAACUAGCUAGCCAUUUCACACCGGUUACAUACACACACACACACACACACACACACCUGUGUCGAAUCACCAGUUAACCUCAUUCUGUAAAUGAGUUGCUGACCCAUAAUAUCCUGUUUCCUGUAUACGUAUGUGGUAAUCUGUAAAUUAAUAUUUGAGCUCCUGAGGCACAUUAUGAUCACAUUGUAUUGACAUGUUCAUUGACAAUCCAUCUAAGGACACUGUGUUCCUGUAUCCCUCUUUCAGAACCGAGACGGAUCAUACACUGGCUUCAUCAGGGUCCUUUUUAAGCUGACUCGGCCCGUGUCACUCCCACCCCCUCAGAAGGCGUCUUCACCACAGGAAGAGGAACAACAGGAGGGAGGGCUGAAGCGCCGGACAUCUUUCUACCUCCCCAAAGACACGGCCAAACACGUGCACAUAAGCUCCCGGACGCGGGCACGAGAGGUCAUAGAGGCCCUGCUCAACAAGUUCACUGUGGUGGACAACCCUGCAAAGUUUGCCCUGUUUGAGCGCAGUGAACGUGAAAACCAGAGUGAGUGUCCAUAAGCAAUGUAACCUAAAUGCAAUAUCAUGAACGUGCUCAAAUCAUUCUACUCAAUAUGAUACCAAACACAAUGUAAUAAAGUGUCAGUGUCACUCUUUCACCCCCACCUCUCUCUCUCCCCUCCCACCUCUCUCUCUCCCCUCCCAUCUCUCUCUCUCUCUCUCCUUUGUCUCUUUCUUUCUUUUACUUUUCUAGUAUACCUCCGUAAGCUGUCUGAUGACGAGCGUCCGCUCCACCUGCGUCUGUGUGCCGGACCCAAUGAGAAAGUCCUCAGUCUGGUGUUGAAAGAGAAUGAGACGGGGGAGGUCAAUGUGAGUACUCACAAUGUGCACACACACACACACACACACACACACACACACACACACACACUAAGGCUCUUGCAUGCUCUCAAUAUUUAAAUUAGGUGUAUUGAAAAGUGUUGACAGAGUGAUUAUGUAACUUUACUGUUUGAGUUGCUCUCUCUCUCCCACAGUGGGAUGCAUUCAGCUUUCCUGAGCUGUGCAAUUUCCUGCGGAUCCUUCAGCGCGAGGAAGAGGAGCACGUCCGGCAGAUAGUCAAGCGUUACACUCUGGCCAGGGAUAGGAUGAAGGAGGCCAUGGCCAGCAUCACCACCCCUGGCUGA